UUUACACUUGAAGUCGCAAUGGCCCGCGGAUUGUUUAUGAAUGCACCUUAAUGAUGAGCAGCAACAGUCAGAAUGUCAGAUCUGACAUCCUGUCAUGUCAUUUUCAAUUCCAUUUUAUUUUCCUUUAGAAAUUUGGAAUAUUAAAGUUUUCAACGAAAAAAUAUGUCUAGAGUAAAUUUUUUUUGUAAAUCAGGAUUCUUAAAAAAAUUCUUUCUACAUAAUUAACACUUUGGACAUAAGUUUCAAUAAUAAAUAACUAAUAAUUAGAAUUUUAUAUGUUUUUAAGAUCGAACGCGAAGGGUUAUAUAAUUUAUCAAACACAUAAUUAAAUAAUGGCAUCACAGAGGCACUAUCUGAACUCGCUGACGUAAAAAUUGUAUUUACGCUAGUCUUCUAACAGUUUACCAGCUGUCAAAAUGUGCAAUAAUGGGGCAGGAUUGCUCGAUUGUUUAUUUAUUAUUUCUAUUCAAAUGGCCCACUUUUAAACCAGAGGGUAUGGAUUAAUUAAUAUAAUAUGGGUGCAAACAUAUCCCAACUAGAGAGAGAUAUUGGGUCAGAGCAGUUUCCUUGCAAUGAACAUUAUUUUGGAUUAGUUAAUUUUGGGAAUACUUGCUAUAGUAACUCUGUGCUUCAAGCUUUAUAUUUCUGCAAACCCUUUAGGGACAAGGUGUUAGAGUAUAAAGCAAAAAACAAGAGAACAAAAGAAACCCUGCUUACAUGCUUAGCAGAUCUGUUUCAUAGUAUAGCUACUCAGAAGAAGAAAGUUGGGUCGAUAGCACCUAAAAAGUUUAUUGCUAGAUUAAGAAAGGAAAAAGAAGAAUUUGAUAACUACAUGCAGCAGGAUGCCCAUGAAUUCUUAAAUUUCCUAAUAAACCAUAUUAGUGAAAUAAUUUUAGCUGAAAGACAACAGUAUUCAACAAACAAUUCAACAAAUAGUACUACAAACAAUGUUAACAAAAAUAAGGGUGUGGGAGAAAAUGGAACUUCCACUACUGCCCAAAAUCUACCAGAAUCUACAUGGGUUCAGGAUAUAUUUCAGGGUAUCCUAACUAGUGAAACGAAGUGCCUGAACUGUGAAAAUGUCAGCAGUAAGGACGAGGAUUUUUUUGACCUGCAGGUUGAUAUUGAACAAAACACCUCGAUCACCCACUGUUUAAGGUGUUUCAGCAAUACAGAAACACUUUGUAGUGAUAAUAAGUUUAAGUGUGAUAAUUGCUGUAGUUAUCAGGAAGCCCAGAAAAGGAUGAGGGUGAAAAAGCUGCCCACCAUCCUAGCCCUCCACCUGAAACGAUUUAAAUAUGUAGAACAGUAUAAUAGGCAUAUAAAAGUUUCACAUAGAGUUGUUUUUCCUCUCGAACUUAGGCUAUUUAAUACCUCGGAUGACGCAGUCAAUCCGGAUAGGUUGUAUGACCUAGUAGCAGUUGUGAUACAUUGUGGCAGUGGCCCAAAUAGGGGCCACUACAUUAGCAUAGUGAAAAGCCAUGGGUUUUGGUUACUAUUUGAUGAUGAUCAAGUUGAUAAAAUUGAGUCGUCGGCAAUAGAAGAAUUCUACGGUCUGACCUCGGACACGCAGAAAUCAUCCGAGACAGGCUAUAUUUUAUUCUAUCAAAGUCGCGAGAGCUUAUGAGUGACCAUCGAUGCCUUAGUACGUGUAUCCAAACGCAGCAGCAGGUCCCAACCGGACUUUAAAAAUUACGCCAGGUGGGCUUACUCUUGUUUCUAGCAAAAACAAAUGGAUUUUUAUUUGUUUUGACGGUAGCCUUAGAAAGUAGGCUGCUUUCGACCAUCAAUUUUCAUAAAUGGGUAGCCGAUUGUUACCAGUGAAAGUACCUUUCCUUAAGUAUUUUGAUGUGAAAAGUAAGGCAAUGAAAAUCUCUAAAACUUAAAUUAAAUUAAAAAUGUGGAGAUAAAUAUUGGAGCAAGCAACUUUUUUAUCACAAUCAAUUAUUUCGCAAACCCAACAGCUAAGAAAUAGCAGAUAUAGCCAUAAAGAAUAUUUUGUCCUGGUCCGAUACUUAGGAAAAAACACAGAAUCCAAAUUAAUAUACAUCUAAAUGCAUUUGAAUUUCAAAUAUACUUAUUUAUAAAUUACUUAUGUAUAUACCAGAAAAUGUAUGCAUAUUAUUUAUCCCAGUUAUCGGCCAAAUUACGCCACAUAUAAAACUUACACGAAUAAAUUUAUUUAAAUAAAAUACCUUUCCCUAAAAACAUUCAAAAAAUAAUUAACACAACACAAUAAUGAAUACGGCUUUUAAAAAAUCCUUAAAAUAAUUCUCUAAUAUUAGUUCACGAAUAACUAAUUCAACAUUAUCUAGUAAUUGCGAUUUGUUAGGAAAAUAAACAUAUUAUCGUUGUCUUAUCCGACUUUUCUAAGGCCAUAAUGUUUUGUAAAAUAGAUUUCAUAUAAAGUAUCAAAGUUAAAAUACAGUUAUACAAAUAGAAAAAAUUUAAAUUAUUAAAUUCGGAUCAGCCUUUUGUUCGGAUAGGUGUGAUUUUAUAUACUUCCUGUGAGAGUUUUCUUUUUGAUAUUAAAGCAAAGCCUUAACUAUUAAAAUCCAUUCUCUAAACUAUUGGAAAGCUUUUGUAUGUGGGAGGAAUUGUAGAAUUUGAUAAAGGACGUAGAGUUCUUGCUUUACGCAUCAGCAGGGACAUUUUAUGUAUACGUGACAUAAAAACAAGUAACUUGUACCCUAAUUCUUUUUUAAUUUACCUUUAUUAUAAAAUUGCUCUUUUAUCAAUUUAAUAUACUUAAUUCUAUUAUGUUAUAUAUAAAUUAUUUUUUGAUGUAUUGGAUAUAGUUUCAGUCAAGGCUUAAAACUUCUCCAAAUUCCUUGAUUCUUCUAGGUUUUCAUAAUAAUCUGUUUCUUUUAAAUUAAUAUUGUCCCUCCACUUUUUACCGUUUCAUGAUGAUGUUAUGGACGCAAAUUCGUAAGAUGCAGAGAGCAUUGUAUACUUUAAUGAUCAAAAAUUGAAAAUCUCUUAAAAAUAGUGGUUAAAUAUCUAAGAACUCAUAAUUUGUGUUAGUAUUGUGUAGUUAGCUGAAAUAAUUUUAAGCAGAUGUAGGAUAAUGUCAAUAUUAUGUCGGUUUUACCUUUUUUUACACCUAUUUUUAACGUCAAUUCUUAAAUAUCGUAAAAAGUGUCCGUUAAUUGAGAGUCGUAUUUACCUUAAAUUGUGCUUAAAUGUCAACUCUUAAAGAUUUGUUCUUGUAGUAAAGAGGUCAAUGGAAUCAAUCUUAAUCUCUAUGAAGAUGUUGAUGGGAUGACUCAUCAACAAAAUGGGAUGUUCUUGUUUUUGUUUGCUUUUGCUCCCAGAAAUACCAGUACAAUCAGGACUGUACGAUAUUAUCAGUAAAUAAUAAUUCAGAGGUGUUUAUCCAUUUAUUAACGCUGAUGGUCGAAAAGCGUGACGUCUUAUGACUACCUACGAUUAGUAGUUUAAGGUACAUCAAAAGGACUGAGCCGAUAUUUUGUAGGUUUGUUUACCAAGUUGUUUUUUACUUACUACUAUUUUUUAGCUGAAAUAUACUUGCCGUAUACAUUACGAUAAGAUAGACUGUUAAAGCUGAAUAAUAAGCAUAAGAGUUUUUCUAUAAGUUAUUUUUGGAAUUGUCAUACUUUUUUUACUAGUACAUAGUGAUGCAUUUUUCUAGUCAUUAUUCCCAGUACCAUAUAAAUUCAUUUUAUGCACUAUGACAAAUGUUUUAUUAUUCAGUCAAUCUGUUUGUUUUUGUUAGAGAUGUCCUAUAUAGUUUCCCUAGGAAGAUCCAGAUUUGGCUCUUUUUCGUGGUACCAUUGAAUAUACAAAAAAACAUUUAUUUUAGUGUCUGGGUAAAAUUUUGAUAUAUGCUUGAGCCGAAACUGUAUAAUAACAAUGUAGAAGACUUUCUAAAUAGAAAAGAAAAGUGUUUUGGUUAAAGUUUUUAAACUUUAUAUUAUGUGAUAGUACAUAGUAUGUUAGUCUUAAUAUUUUAUAUAUUACGACUUCUAAAAUUUCCUAUUUUAGUUAAAAGUUUUUUCUUGAAGGAACUAAGAUGUGUCAAUGAAAGUUAAAAAAAAAUAUUUUUUAAUAUAACUUCUACUCAUUAUAAGUAAAGUAAGAUCAAUGCUAAAAUGUGUUAUGUAAUUUUGUUAUAUACAACAUUCUUGACAUUCAAGUAUAAUAAUUUAUGUGUAAGAAUGGCUACAGAAUAUUUAUAGAUUUAUAAAGCAUGUGGGCUAGUAAACAAAUUUGGCCUAAAAACAAUCCUAGUUUUCCCAAAGAAUUAUACUAGGUGCUUAAUUUUAUAAAAAAAUUAUAUAUUAUCAAGCUUGAGCAUUAAUGUUCUUUUUAAAUCAUUAUGCAAAUAUUUGGUCACGCAAAUAAACAGUGUUUCUUCUUUCUUUACUAAAAGUGCUAUAUAUUUUGUUUAGUCAAAUGGUAUAUUUUACAUUUUAUUAAACUUUUAGACUGAAUAAAAACGGUGUUCGUGUGUGGUGCUUUGUAUAACGAUUGAACACUUUUGUACAUAGUACAACAACGACUGGACAGUUUUUUUUUUGUAGAAUGUUUCAUGCACCCUUUAAAUACUUUAAUUUAUGGAAGAAAAAACAGAUCGAGCUCAACCGAACUUGAACUGAUUAAAUUUGAAAUAUAUUGUUUCUUACGAAUAUCAUAUAUACAAUAUUGGACAAAAUAACACGUUAUUUGAAGAGUGAAAUAUGCAAAAGGAUCCAAGUGCCAUUUCACAAAUUUUACAGUAGCGACAAAAACGUUUUGAAACAACAUAAAUUAAAACCAACCCUUUUGUAUUAACCAUUUUUAUUAUGUUCAGGACAGGCAAAAUCAAAGGGUCAAAUACAAAAUGUACAAAUUUUACAAAAAAAGUUUUAUUUUUCAAAUUUAAUGUCAAAACGGCCCAAGUGCCAAUAUUAUUUCAAACUCAAAGUAACUUCUAAACUCUUUUUAAAACUAAACUAUUUUAAAUAAUAACAUCUUCGAACGUUAGUUUGCGUGUUCACUCAUCUUUUGUAUAAGCUCUUCAUAAAAAACUUGGUUCUUCGGCUUUAGAUAACGUAACAUAUUCUUAAUUUCUUUGAUUUUUGCAGCAGGCCAUGCUUUUUUAGGAUUUGAAUCAGAAAAUUUUACAGCUAGGUCUUUAAAAUACUCUAUGGUAGUAUGCGCCUUAAAAAUAUUCACUUUGCGGUAUAGUGCUAAAUCAGAGUAGUUAGUUUUUACUUCAACAGAACCCUCUUGUAACAGAUUUGCAUCUAUUUUAAUCAUUACAACCUGCGAUAUUCCAAGAUUAUCAGUUUGUAGAGUCUCUUUUGCCAAUGACAUCCAGGCAAAGAAAUUUCCCGUGUGCUUGACUGUAAAGGGAUUGUUUUGUCUGGCGCUCGUAAUUAUUUUGAUUAAAUCACGUGGAACUUCGGGUUUCUUCUUUCUUCUUACUUUUUCGAUUAGUCCGAAGUCCCUAUCACAAGACAGGAACGUAUGUCCUGUUUGUCGGAAUUUGUGCAGAAUUUCAUCAAAAACUCCUUUGGCAACAAGAGUAAUAUAGACUGCUAAGAUUCCUUGAUUUUUAUUUUGACCUCCUCAGUUGCCAAACCAUACAACUAAUGACGUUUUGGAAGUCUUUAGUUGAUUUGUCAGAAAGUCAAAAAUACAAGAACCUAUUUCGUUGCAACCACGUUUUCCAGUGUUUCAUCCCAAAGGUAAAAGAGUCCCGUUCCCUUCAUGGUGUAUACCAAAGUUCACACAAGCUAAUUGGCGACUGUAAUACAUCUGAGUGUGUGUCAACGAAGGUAUAUAGAACUGUUUUUGUAAAUCAAAAGAAAUGAUGCAAGCAGACUCUUCCAAUUUUGCAAUCUUGCAAUCAUUGCUCAUCAUUUUUUGUGCAGCUUCUGCUUUCUUAUGAUGUAAUUUUUUUUUUCAAUUCCACGUCCUUUUUUUGUACGGGGUUGGCAGCUUUUCUCAAAUCCACUUUAUAUAGGUCGCACUUGCGACAGGUAUCGACCCUUGGAGGGCUAAAGGAAAGAUUGAACUGAUGUUUGAAGAUGUUAUUAAACCAUUGCCUCGAUACAUGUGGUGCAGUAUUAUUUUCGGUAUAUUUUAAAAGAAAAGCUGCAUGAAGUUUCCGGAUACUAAGAUCUUCAGACAAAUAAUUUUUGGAACUUUUCUCUCUUCCAUAAUGACUUUCUCGUGUUGGGAUUGAGGAUAUAAACUCAAUGAUUUUUGAUUUCCACGAAUAAUCUCUUCUGCUACGUUUUCCUCCUCGUUUUUCACGCAAUAUAAUGUCACUGCAUUUAGCAAGCUUUUGACAUAAUAAGUUUCACUCUUUUUACUCCAAUCGAAAAAGUAUCACAAAAUGUCUUUCUACAAACCUCCAACUUAGAGUUUCCAGGAAGAAGUAAAUAAUAUCUAUAGGUACGUUGCCUCCUUCUAGCUUCCGGGGUCUCAUAAGUGCCAUGUCUUCUGCGCCUUAUGUUUUCACAUUCUAUUAAAUGCAUCAAAAAAUUCUGUUGUUCUGGGACCAUGGGCAAUAUCAUGGUCCCAGAACUUUUGAAAAACUUGGAAAUUAAGAUAAGAUGAGACACAAUAAGCUAAAAUAUUGAAAAUUGGCAUACCUCAGAAGGGCCCUUUUUCCCUGGAAUGAAGGAUUCUUUCUUUUUGAAAGGCAGUCCACUGUUUCUUUUAACUUGGCUAUUUUUACGAACGUCACCGGUUUUGCUCCUUUUUUUCCUUUGAAUGUCUAUUGGUAUGUUAUCCAUGCUUGUAGAUGGAGCACUUUCAAUAUUUUCACUUAUUAUUUGCAAUUUCUUACUCAUUUUUAGACACAAAAAAUAAUAGCAGCGACGAAAAAGCAAUUGUUUACAAUCUAAAACAAAAAGUAAGGUUAAAAUGAACAUGUGCAUGAUGUGCAAUAUUAAGGGCACUUGGGCCUGUUUGUAAAAGAUUCUUAAUAAUAUCAUCAAGAUGGCAGCACAGAAACAUAAAUUAUUUAGUGCAAGUUUCUAGUGGCGCAUAGACCCCAAAACUUCAUUAAAACGCAUUUUGAGAAAAAUGACACUUGGACCCUUUUGCAUAUUUCACUCUUCAUUCUUACUUUAAACUGGACAAAUUAAUGCAAAUUAAAAAAAAAUGAAUUAUCUGCUUCAAUGAUUACAUUACAAAAAUUAUAUUUUUCUAUGACUACUUAAUAUAUGUCACUUUCAAUUACAUUUAGUUAAAAAUCGGUUUAGUGCCUUAAAUCAAUAUGCAGGAUGUAGGUUUGAAUAUUUUCUAAUAUAAUCAUAAUUUGGAAAAAGCAAUUUGGUAACAUAAUGUUAUACAAGAAGGGAAUCUACGUGAACUUCUUGUUUAUUAUAUCAGGUUCUAUCUAUCCCAUGAAAGGUUUUAUCAAUAUCAAAUGAGUUGUCUACUUCUUCAAACAUGAGAGAUCAGAUCACAUUAAGUUUGGGUUUUUCAGAUAUCAAGAAUUUGUUUACAGUAGUUUAAAAAGUUCCUACAAUUUGAUAUAUAGUUUCUUCCUCUGAAUUGUAACUAUUAACAAAAUAAGUGUAUACGUCUGUUAAGACUAAAAUCUUCUGCCAAAUUUCAAUUAGUUUCCUAAUUUUUUGUCGUUUUUUUGCCAUAGCAAUCGCUUUGUUUCUGGACCUUUCAUAAUAAUCUGAUCACAUUCUUAUGCCUAUAAUUCCAAACCUAUUACUAAUUACAAAACUUAAUUUGACAUACACUCCUGGAUAAAAUAAUAGCACUCUGUGUAACAUAAAUAUUAAAGUGCGCAGAUGCCUGUUAAGACUAAAAUAUAUUGUCAAAAUUUAAAGUGAUUUCUUGAUGUUCUGUCGGUUUUUUGUUGUAUCAAUCGCUUUGUUUUUGGACCUCUCAUAAUCUGAUUUCAUUUCUUUGCAUAUAAUUGCAAAACUUAAUUUGACAUACACUCGUGGACGAAAUAAUAUCAGUAUGUGCAACAUAACAAUUAAGUAAAGCGAAGGAAACUUUUAUAUAACAAAAGGCCUAAUAAAAUGAACACAAAAUAAUGAGUAUGUAUCUUUUUUUUUGUAGUAUUUGAGUACAAAAAAAAGGCAUUGUCCACAAUAUCAAAAUAAUAGCAGUUUUUCAAAAAAUGCUUUAACAAGAAAUAAAGUCGUGGCAUACAUUUUAGAAGAUCUUGACACUAUGCCAUGCAUUUUGAGUAAUUAUCUAUUCUUCUUAACCAUACUUAUAAUGAAGGAGAAAAAUUGAUUUUGGUUUGCAGCUCACAAUAAAUCUUAUUUGGGUACAGUUUUACGAAGAAGAAGGCACUUAUUUUGUACUUAUUCUGUAGAACGUCACUUAUUCUUUACUUUUUCUUGAGUACAGUGUUUUUUCUCUUUAUUAAAUAAAAACACUUUAAAGUUGGUGAUAUUGUUAAAAUAAAAAAACCAUCUAGACGAGACCUGCAAUAGAAAAUGCUAUUAUUUUGAUCACCUUAAAUUCACGCCUUUGUUUAAUUCAAGGUAAGACUAAAUAAAAUAGCUUUCUUAGUGUCUUUUAAAACCAGGUUACUUUUUGGUAUUUGCUGAUUGUUGUUUAGAAGAAAUAUUUUAUUUUAUUUUGUUUUUUUUAACUUUAACAGUGUUAAGUUUUUUUAAAGCUUAACAGUCUUAAAAGUGUUAAGUUACUGCUAUUAUAUUACAUAUUGACCACAAAUCUACAGAAGACGUAUUUAGAAUGUUUGAGGCGAGUUACCUGUAAUAAAUAAUCUACUGUUGCCUAUAGAUUCAAGAAUACUAAUUUAAAUAUCCCCUAAUAAUGCGACCUUUGUUGAGAUUUCCAUGCUUUCUAUAUACAUAUAGCGUUUCUUUAUGUAAUCGAUAUUCACCAUUACUUUUGUAUGCCACCGUCAUUCUCUUUGGCAGGUAAAACAUGUUUGGCUAGUAACAUGCUUGGCCACUCCAUAUAUCUUGCAAAGAUUGGUGCUUGGUAUUGAUUUUUCAUAUACACGACGUCAAAGUCUUUGCGCCCUUCUGAUAACAUAUAUAUUUAAUCGUGCUAAAAUUUGAGGUAAUUAGCAAAAAAGUCAUAAAAAAACAUAAGAAAAUUAUACGUUUUUUUUUCAUAUUUGGACAAUACUAUAGUAGUUUCCUCUAUUGUCAUUUCUGGUCCAAUAUUGUAUAUAUAAUAGUAUAUCAAAGCGGGUUUUAACACAAAUUACUUUAACGCAGAUUCGAAUGUUUCGAUCCGCUCUGUAUUUUGAUUCUCCGUCCCGUCUACACUACACUUAGGUACCAGAGUUUCCUAUAGGCUUAGUUUAGAUUGAUUGCGUUUAAGGGUAUAGUUAUUUAAAUGGUUUUGUACAAUAACACGAUUUCCAUUCAUGUAGGUUAUGCUUUUUCAAUGUAAAUAAAAAGAAUACUGGGGGUUUGUCUGCAGCCAUUUUUUCCAGGGCAAAAUACUCGUCAUCCAUGCGGUUUGUCUGAGACUACAUAUAUCACAGAAAUUGAUUUGCUUUUUUGUUGGACUUUCGCCUCUCUGUUAGAGUAAUUUGUGCUUUUAAUAUAAUUAAUUGAUGGAAUUUUAUUAAAUUUUCACAAGGCUAUAAUAACGCUAUAAAAAUUUGUAUAGGGUUCAUAUAAAGGUCAAGUUUUUGGACUUUUUUGAUUUGACUAGUUUCAAGAACAAAAACUUUCUGUACAAAGUGUGUCAGGUGACAGUGGCCAAAACCAAUAUUUUUAUUUAAAAUGCAACAUAUAUUAGUCGAUUUUCGGAUUCUUCAGAUUAUUCGAACAUGUUUCAUAUAGAAUAUCCUAUACCUGUCAUAAAACUGUAUGAAAAUAUUACAUAAUUUCAGAUUUAUUGCAAAAAAUUAAGGCAUGACCAAUCUAAUCGCAAUCGUUAUCAAAAAAAACUAAGUCAAGGGGCUUCGUUUGUUAAAAAAUUAUUUUAAUGUAAUAAUCCAUAAGAAGUCUAAUAUUGACAUCAUUAGACAUCAGGGGAUCCACCUUUCUAUCGGUAUUUAACCCCCUGCCCACUAAUUUAAAAAUAUUCGGUUAAGGUACUGUCGGACAUUGAUAAUGGGGAGGUGCCUACUCUUUGCCGGCAUAUUAACUAAAAUUUUUGAAUAAGUUGUCAAAUUUGACACUACUUUAUUUUGGAGCUUUGCUGAAUUAUUUUCUUUUUUAUACAUUGUACAUCACUCCAAUUCUCCAGUUCAUUCCCUCGCAAAUUCCUUCCCAGAUAUUUAUAUUUCUAUAGGGUAUUGAAUAUCUUCGUCUCUUAUCUAGUGAAGAUUUUACGUAGACCAGACUAAAAGCAACCAAGUGUAAAAGUUAAGAAAGAUAAGGGUAGAACACCCAACAUUUCUAAAAUUAACUAGUGUUCUAAUUUGCUAACUAAAUCAAAAUAUUUUUUAAUUUUUUUUUUUAGUGAAAAGAAAAGCUUACAUGGUUUUUUUUCUUACUUCCUCAUUAUCAAUACUUAAAUGGAAAAUAAGUACUGAAUGUUUUGCUUAUUUCUAAUAUAGAUUGAACUUUAGGUAAAUAGCAAACUCUUAAUAUACUCCCGAGACGAUUGAAGUACAUGGUACUUGAUAUUUAUCUAGAAUAUUUUGAAGAAUCCAAAUAUUCUCUUCUAAUGAACCCAUCUCCCAUUUAUUUGAUAUGAAAUUUAUGCCAUUUGGUUUAUACAUACUUUAUAAUUUUAACUAAAGUCUCGACAUCAUAAAUGUUCAGUUUUUGACAAAUGUCUCAAAGAUAUUUACACUGUGUUGUGUUUCAUUUUGUUUGUUAAUUCUUGUUUCAUAUAAAAAUUUAGUCUCAUAGAAUAUCUAUUGUAAGUCAUUUAAAAAUACCAACAUUCACUAUUAAAAAAAAACUUCUCAAACUUGUUUAGCAGAUUAAAUCAAAUAUAAAGGACCUCUACAAAAUCAUCCUGAAAAAAACUUUUUACAAACAGUUUAUUGCAAGUAUAGUUUAAACCCUUUAACCAUUAUAUCAGGGUACGAAUAGGCUUUCUAGUAUUUAUUUAUUUUUGUGAUUUUAGGUAAGUAGUGUUUAAUUAUUGGAAGAAAAAAUAAGUAUCAGAUUUAAGAGGAUUUGUUUCUUACAAGCUUUCCGUACUAAGUAGAUGUAUUUUUCUUUUGUAAAAUUAGAUAAUAAGUAUUAUAUUUUAUGUUUUUUGUUGCUUCAUAUUUUUCCUUUUUUUGGUUAUAUGGUUUUUCUUGACCUAAGGAAGUAUUUAUAAAAGGAAAACAAGCCAAAGAUAUAUUUUAUUAGAUCAUCAUCCGAAAAUCUUGUGUUGUAAUGUACUUUUCAGAUGCCUCUUUUCACUUAGUAUCCUAGUUUAUUUUAAAUAUGCACGGAUAAAAUUUACACGAACUUUCUAUAAUAUUGCGUAUGUAUGCAACAAUUUCAAAAAACACUGUGUUAUUAAAAUCGAAAUUGACCGUACUCACAAACAAAAAUUAGUUAUCCUGAUGAAUGUUCGCUUGGAUUUUUUUAAAAUAUUAAGUAAACGUUCUUAUACAGAUUCUAUCUUAUACAAGAUUUGUCAACCGAGAAAAAAUCACAAACAAAUACAAAAUUAGUUCUAAGAAUAAUAUUAUUUAAAUGUAAUGAUGUUUUGAUAGAUUGUAGUAUGCUAUGGGUAAAGUUAGAACAACGGUUAAAAUUGGAUUAUGUCACAAAUAUUAUCGGAAUUGUACAUGUUUCAGACCUUAGCCAAGUAAAACCUAUUUAAGUAAAAUCUAUCCUCAAGGGUUAAUGUUGAAAAAAAUCAAGGGCAUAAAUGUUUGAAAAACGGAUUUUACAAAUCAGAGGUUACACUAGAACGGUACCUAACAAAAAAAAAGUUACGAUAAUCUAUUUGUUCGACGAACAAGACAAGCUGCUGUGAGAUUUUGAGUUACAAAGAUUUCCAAUAACUACAUUUACAUUUAUUAGUCAUGUGUUUAUGUACAGUUGCAUCAUGUUUUGACUUUAACGGUCUGUAUCUCCAUGAAGAGAAUUAUGAAUAAAAUUAGGCUUUGAUUUUUUUUGGAUGAUUUUCUAGAUAUCUCUUUGCAUCUAGUCUACUUGUCUGUAAAGUUUCUUUGGAUAAAGUUUACUUACUUACUAUCUUAUGUUCCCUAAUGUACUUCGUUUAUCACACUCUUUACAUUAAUUCAAAUUUUCUUUAUAAAUGAGUACAUAUACAGUUUUUCUGAUAGGUACAUCUAAAUUUAUUCGUUUUUCGAAUUUUACCCGUAACAUACACAAUACAAAAAGAAAGAUAUCGUUUUGAAAUUCCGAUUUUUAUGCUUUGGAAAAAAUUCUGGGAAGUCGUUUAGUAUUGUCAAUUAUGCCUCCUUUUGUUAUAUAAAAGUGGUGACUCCAGUAAGUUAAUAUUAUUGUUUAAUUUUCAAUGUGCUUCUUAUAUGGACAUGCUGUACAAAAAAUCUAGCAGAAAAACGAUAAGUGACAAUAAUAAUCGAUGUGAGGAUUUUUCAAAAACAUAAAAAUAGAAGUCAAAUGAAUCGAAUUUGUCCGUUCGUCAAAUCGUGUUUUUCUUAUUUUAUCUAGGAAACAAGUAUUCCGCUAAUAGAAUAUCUAACUAUAUUUUAAUGACCUAUACGUUUGUUUGUAUGAUUCAUUCUCGAUUAUAAUUGAAAAUAAUAAAACUAAAAACCGUAUGUAAGGAACUUUUUAGUUCUUUACUAAAGGAAAAAGCCUUUUUUCUAUUUUGAAAACCAUAUGUACGAGGCACUUUUUAACUUUACAUACACAGAUUUAAGUGACAAAAUGCAAUUGCUUCAUUUAAACUUAAGCGAUAUUUUUUUAACCGCUACUACAGAGGAAAAAGUUUUAAAUAAUUUUGCCAAGGAUCUUGUUAUCCUGUAUUUCAGCGACUAUAAUCGGCUAUAAAAUAUAAUAAAAAAAUAAUAAAAAAGAAGACGGAUAUUGGAAUGAAGAAUGCAAACCUCCAUAUUCUUUAAUAGAACUAGAAAGAGUGCCCUCUUUUGCGUUUUAUGUAUACCCAGGUAAAGUUCAGUCUGGUAUUUUGGAUGACCAAUCAAUCUAUUGCAAUAAAUUUUUUUUCUGUAGUAGCUGGUUAAACCUUUUACUUUUUGUUCAAUUGUAUUUAGCAAUAAAAAAUAAUUCAAUCAAAAAAACUAUGUAAAAUAUAUAUUAAAUGUAUUACUGGGCUAAUGUAUGUAUUUAUAAAAUCUACUAACUGAGGUUAGGCCUUUGUUAACUUCUUUAACGAAAAGCAUAUUUGUACAUUUGUUAAAAAAUUUCCAGUCUUAUAAGAUUAUCGAAUAUAGGAAUGCGUAAGCUCUGCUUAGCAGAUGACUAUUAUGUACUUUAUUUUGUAAAUAUAAUAAAUUAUGAAAUAUUAUCUUUUU
This is a messenger RNA of Anthonomus grandis grandis, 13342 nucleotides long. It is a transcript of the gene Usp12-46, whose product is annotated as ubiquitin carboxyl-terminal hydrolase 46. The coding region runs from base 515 to 1627 and encodes 370 amino acids. NCBI's taxonomy places the organism in Eukaryota, Metazoa, Arthropoda, Insecta, Coleoptera, Curculionidae. Gene Ontology annotation, biological process: protein deubiquitination. Gene Ontology annotation, cellular component: cytosol; nucleus. The record is from RefSeq and is a predicted model, not a curated record. The transcript has 9 exons. Gene Ontology annotation, molecular function: cysteine-type deubiquitinase activity; cysteine-type endopeptidase activity.